Trematomus bernacchii (emerald rockcod) is the source of this 1827-nucleotide messenger RNA. RefSeq names its product deleted in malignant brain tumors 1 protein-like. Bases 870 to 1799 code for a protein of 309 amino acids. Lineage: Eukaryota; Metazoa; Chordata; Actinopteri; Perciformes; Nototheniidae. The record is from RefSeq and is a predicted model, not a curated record. Gene Ontology annotation, cellular component: membrane. The transcript has 9 exons.
CCUGCACACCUGGCAGAGCUGUUAGCCUCACCUGCUCAGAGCCUGUCAGGCUGGUGGGAGGAUCCAGUCGCUGUGAAGGAGACCUGGAGCUGACAUAUCAGGGAGAAUGGAGACCAUUGGAUGUUCUUUAUGAGUGGUGGACCCUGAAGGAAGUAGCAGUCGCCUGCAGAGAUCUUGACUGUGGCUCUGCUGUUUCUGUAGGAGGGAGAGAGGAGUCCUCAGAGAGACCUGUUUGGGGGAUCUUUCCUCUCUGUCUUCAGUCUGGAUCUGCUCUGAGGGAGUGUGCAGUAUCAGCUACCUCUACUCACAUCCUGAAUCUCACCUGCUCAGGACUCCAGGCUGAAGGAGCAAUCAAACCACCAGAGUCUGUCAGGCUGGUGGGAGGAUCCAGUCGCUGUGAAGGAAAACUAGAGCUGAACUAUUGGGGAGAAUGGAGACCAGUGCAUUAUCCUAUUGAGCACUGUACCCUGAAGACAGCACAAGUUUUCUGCAGAGAUCUCGACUGUGGCUUUGCUGUUUCUCUAGUACGCAGAACAGUGUCCUCAGACAGACAUGUGUGGGGGAUCAGUCCUGACUGUCUUUAUUCUGGAUCUGCUCUGAGGGAGUGUGCAUUAUUAGAUUACUCUUCUGCCUCCCUGGAUCUCACCUGCUCAGACUCUGUCAGGCUGCUGGGGGAGACUGGUCUGUGCUCAGGCAGACUGGAGGUGAACUCUGACCCGUCUGACCCGUCUGACCCGUCCAACCCGUCCUGGUCCUCAGUGUAUGAGGCUGACUUUGACCAGCAGGAUGCUCAGGUGGUCUGCAAGCAGCUCGGCUGUGGGGCUCCUUCAGUCCUCCAGGGGGCGCUCUAUGGAGAAGGGGAGGCUCCAAUGUGGACCAAAGAGUUCCAGUGUGGAGGCCAUGAGUCUGCUCUCCUGGACUGUAGCUCAGCCUCAGAGAGAAACACCUGCUCACCUGGCAGAGCUGUUAGCCUCACCUGCUCAGAGCCUGUCAGGCUGGUGGGAGGAUCCAGUCGCUGUGAAGGAGACCUGGAGCUGAAAUAUCAGGGAGAAUGGAGUCCAGUGUAUGCUUUUUAUGAGCCCUGGACCCUGAAGGAAGCAGCAGUCGCCUGCAGAGAUCUCGACUGUGGCUCUGCUGUUUCUCUAGGAGAGAGAGAGGAGUCCUCAGAGAGACCUAUUUGGGGGAUCUUUCCUCUCUGUCUUCAGUCUGGAUCUGCUUUGAGGGAGUGUGCAGUAUCAGCUACCUCUACUAACAUACUGAAUCUCAUCUGCUCAGACCUGCUUCAGCCCAACAUCUCUGUGUCCUCCUCCAUGUACGGGGUCUCCGGGGCCCAGCAGCAGGGGUUCCAGGUGUUCAGAGGCUCCACCUUCAGCAUCAGCUGCUCCAUCCAGCCUCAGUACCCAGGAGGCUCCUUCCUGCUCAGCUCCUCCACUCACACCUACACCCAGCCAGCUGUCAAUCACCGCUCCCACUUCCUGUUCCCGGCUGCAGAGCCCGCCCACCAGGGAAACUACAGCUGUGUUUAUCACGUGUUGGUUCGCUCUCAUAGCUUCUGCUCUGAGAGCCGUCUGCUGUCUGUCACUGUCUCAGAUCCAGAACCGUUUAUCAUCCGAGCCGUCGUCCUGCCGCUGACUCUGCUGCUGCUGGUGACCGUCGGCGUUUACUUCUACUGUAAGGCCACCAGGGGGCGGAGGCCGAGCCGACAGGAGGACAUUGAGCUUGAUUAUGAUGACAUUGAGCUGGAAUACGAUGACCUGGGUGUUCCUGCUGAAGAGGAAGGAGCUCCGGGAGCGGAGUAGCAGCUCCAAAGACCUCCUCUCACACACA